Arctia plantaginis is the source of this 1647-nucleotide messenger RNA. The record is from the annotation of a GenBank genome assembly. NCBI's taxonomy places the organism in Eukaryota, Metazoa, Arthropoda, Insecta, Lepidoptera, Erebidae.
AUGAAGGCUUUACUAGCAACUGUGAUCAGUCUUGCACUUACGACUGUAGUUAUCGGCAAUGCUUAUUAUCAGAAGAAACAGUUUUAUCCUUCAAUAGUUUAUCUAACAAAUUCAAAUCCCAGCAUGGCUGUGAUGUAUUUGCAAGCUUUUAUACUAGUUUUACUAGUGGGUAAACUAUUAAGGAAGAUUUUCUUUGGCCAAUUGCGUCCAGCCGAGUUUGAGCAUUUGAUUGAACGGUCAUGGUAUGCUAUAACAGAGACAUGUUUGGCAUUUACUGUCUUCAGAGAUGACUUCAACCCAAAAUUUAUUGCGUUGUUCACUCUAUUGCUUUUCCUUAAAGCAUUCCAUUGGCUCGCUGAAGAUAGAGUUGACUAUAUGGAGAGAAGUCCAGUCAUAGGUUGGCUAUUUCAUGUUAGAAUACUGACAUUGUUGCUGCUACUAGCCAAUUGUGACUUCUAUUUCAUCCACCAUGCAUACCAGUUCACGGCUUCUAAGGGGCCCUCAGUGCAACUUGUCUUUGGAUUUGAAUACAGCAUAUUGAUUAUAAUGAUUGUUAAUAUAUUAAUCAAGUAUGUUCUUCAUGCGAUUGACUCGCGCUGGGAAGCUCCGUGGGAGAGCAAAGCCGCAGUUCUGUUGUACACAGAAUUGGCAAUAAACUUCUUAAAAGUACUGCUGUAUAUUGGCUUUGUAGCAGUUAUGGUCAGAAUCUAUACACUACCAUUGUUUGCAUUCCGACCCAUGUAUGAAACCAUGAGGAGUUUCAAAAAGGCGUACAACGAUGUAGUGCUAUCUCGACGUGCGAUCCGUAACAUGAAUACGUUGUAUCCGGACGCGACGCCCGCGGAACUCGCCGCCGCUGACAACGAGUGUAUCAUCUGUCGUGAGGAAAUGCACACUGGAGCCAAAAAAUUGCCAUGCAACCACAUAUUCCAUGCGGCUUGCCUAAGGCUAUGGUUCCAACGACAGCAAACAUGUCCCACGUGUCGGCUAAACGUUCUCCGGGCGCCCGUACCGGACACGACGGCGGCAGGAGGCGCAGCGCCCGCGCCGCGCGCACCGCUAGCCCCCAACGCCGCGCCCGCGCCGCCGCCCGCAGCCGGCCCCGUGCCGCCGCCCUUCCCCAACAUGCCGCCGCCCCCACCCAUGAUGGCGUGGGGAAUACCACCACCGCCUCCACCGCGCCCCGCCUCCCUCGCUAACCUGACUACUGCUGAACUUCAACGCAUGGAAGGAAAUGAGCGUAGAAAUAUUGAAGCUCGCCUUCAGUUGCUGCGAGAAAUCCAAGCGAUGCUGGAUGCGUCUGUGCUUCUAAUGCAGCAGUACUCGACGGUGGUGGCCAACUUACCGCAAAACAGCACUACCGUCUCUACUCAGACAGAAACUCAAAUAGAAGAGACUCGAAGAGAACCUGAAGAACCCGUGGUAAAGUCAGAGCCAGAUGUGGUGCCAACCACAUCGAGCUAUAAGUCACCCUCGCCGACACCAUCCACCAGCAAGACGUUCGCACCGUCCGUUUUAGACGGAAGCAGCUCCCAAAUGCCACAGACGGAUACACCUACUUCUAUAGAUUCUAAUAGAGACAAGACUGACGCCGAUGCCGAUGAGCUAAGAAGACGUCGGCUUCAAAAAUUCGCGAUGGACAAAUGA